Gossypium raimondii (Peruvian cotton) is the source of this 1977-nucleotide messenger RNA. RefSeq names its product serine carboxypeptidase-like 42. Gene Ontology annotation, biological process: proteolysis. The record is from RefSeq and is a predicted model, not a curated record. The coding region runs from base 211 to 1662 and encodes 483 amino acids. Gene Ontology annotation, molecular function: serine-type carboxypeptidase activity. The transcript is spliced from 11 exons. NCBI's taxonomy places the organism in Eukaryota, Viridiplantae, Streptophyta, Magnoliopsida, Malvales, Malvaceae.
GGCAGCAACUGUAAGGAUGAAGCUUCUUUCCUUCCUCAAUUCAAACCCCUAUAUAUCUGUUUAUAGCAAGUGUUCCUAUAUUGAGCACAAUUCGGAUCUCUUCUCGUUCCUAAAAAUUUAUAUAUAAUAAUCGUAUUAUACUCUACUUUUCUUUUUUGUUACAAGCAAACCCAGAAUUCACGUGCUACUUGGUUCUGAGGUAUAAUUCAUAUGUGUGAAGAUAAAGGGUAUUUUGAGAUGGGUAGGUGGAACAGGUUUGGUGGGGUUUUUUUUAGCAUUGCAUUGGCGGCGGUGGCGGUGAGAGUGGGGGUGAAAGGGUAUCCAGCGGAGGAUCUGGUAGUGAAAUUACCUGGUCAGCCGCCAGUUGGGUUUAAGCAGUAUGCUGGGUAUGUUGAUGUAGAUGUAAAGGCUGGGAGGAGCUUGUUUUAUUACUUCGUUGAAGCUGAUAAGAACCCUGAGAAGCAGCCCCUCACUCUCUGGCUCAAUGGAGGGCCAGGGUGUUCCUCCGUGGGAGGGGGUGCUUUUACAGAAUUGGGUCCAUUUUAUCCUAGAGGUGACGGCCGAAGCCUUCGAAUAAAUUCAAUGUCAUGGAACAAAGCAUCAAAUCUCCUGUUUGUUGAGUCCCCUGUUGGUGUAGGCUGGUCUUACUCAAAUACAUCUUCAGAUUAUAUCCGUGGGGAUGCUUCCACUGCCAAGGAUAUGUAUAUUUUCAUGAUGAAAUGGUAUGAGAAGUUCCCAGAAUUCAAGUCCAGAGAACUGUUUCUUACUGGAGAAAGCUAUGCAGGACAUUACAUACCACAGUUGGCUGAAGUUCUACUGGAUCAUAAUGCACGAUCAAAGGGUUUUAAGUUUAACAUCAAAGGAGUUGCUAUUGGGAAUCCUCUUCUACGACUUGAUCGGGAUGUUCCUGCAACAUAUGAAUUCUUCUGGUCACAUGGGAUGAUUUCUGAUGAAGUUGGCCUUACCAUCAUGAAUGAAUGUGAUUUCGAUGACUAUGUCUUUGAGAGUCCUCAUAAUGUAUCCCGCCCCUGCUCCCAGGCCAUAGUUGAAGCAAAUAGAAUCGUUGGUAAUUAUGUGAACAAUUAUGAUGUUCUCCUAGAUAUUUGUUAUCCAUCUCUCGUCGAACAAGAAUUGAGAUUGCGGAAAAUGGCAACGAAGAUAAGUAUUGGUAUUGAUGUGUGUAUGAGCUUUGAAAGGCGUUUCUACUUAAACCUACCUGAGGUUCAGAUGGCACUUUAUGCUAAUCGCACCAAAUUACCUUAUGAUUGGAGUAUGUGCAGUGGUCGUUUAAGCUACAGUGACAGUGAUGGUAACAUAAACAUCCUUCCUAUUCUCAAAAAAAUUAUCCUGAAUGGCAUUCCUGUCUGGAUAUUCAGUGGGGAUCAAGACUCGGUAGUGCCAUUGCUUGGCUCGAGGACACUGGUUCGUGAACUAGCUCAUGACUUGAAGUUCAAGAUUACAGUCCCAUAUGGAGCUUGGUUUCACAAACAGCAGGUUGGAGGAUGGGUGACUGAAUACGGAAAUUUGUUGACCUUUGCCACUGUGAGGGGGGCUGCACAUAUGGUACCAUAUUCACAACCAUCAAGAGCCUUGCAUUUGUUCAGUUCAUUCGUCCAUGGCCGGAGACUGCCGAACAAUAUACAUCCUCCCAUUCAUGAAUGAGAACACUGUAAACCAUACAGCAAAGUGUGAUACAGUUUCAAGUUGUUCCGAGUUUCAGAAUAUGCUCGUCCAAUAGGGUAAUAAAGGAAUAAGGGGGUGUCUCCAGAAGAAAAUGGGGGCAAACCUUGAUUUGUAGUGGCAGAGAGAGAGAGAGAGAGAGAGAGAGAGAGAGAGUUUGAUUGUAGGACUAAAUUCUUUAUGUGAUUGAAAUGGAUGAUCAGGCUCCGAUUAAUUUGAUAAGAGAGAAUAUGGUUUUGAUGAUGGGAAAAUGUAAUUUGAUUCAUUGGUUUAAGGUUUAUAAUUGAAGUGUCUGCA